Molecule: messenger RNA, 2754 nt
Organism: Folsomia candida
Lineage: Eukaryota; Metazoa; Arthropoda; Collembola; Entomobryomorpha; Isotomidae
Gene: Rcd6
Exons: 12
Coding region: 449-2665 (738 amino acids)
Source: RefSeq, a predicted model, not a curated record
CAUGUCUCAGUCCGUGCAACGCUGUCGGCGCAGGCAGAAGUGAGGCCAUUGCUGUUCUCGUCAGAAAAGGGUUAAUUUUUACAAAAACUUUUUACUCCAACACGGUCUGAAUUGAAUUGAACUAGUUGUACAAGAAGAUGUGGAAAAAAUAAAUUUUCAACUUUUUGGGUGAGAAUUGCUAGCGAAAAGUUGGCGUGUAACGCGGAGAUCCUGUGACCAAUUCGAAUCCAACCACCCAGGGUUUCCUAGUUGUUAAUAAAUUUACGAGUGAAACUGGUGAUAUUUUUAUUAUUGAGAGGUAUACACGAGUGGACACUUGUAUUCAAAGUAAUCUCAGAUUAUUCACUGAUAACAAGAUAUCAGAGAGAUUAUCAUGUGAAAGACAAUGCCUCAGCCGGAUGUGGGGUUCUUGCAUGCAUCCGGAUAAUGCCUCGGUGGGUAUCGAUAAAUGAGAAUCAAGUCAGCGAGAUCAGUCCAAGAGUGGACGUGUGGAGGAGACAGUUUUCUUAAAUUAUUGAAAAAAUUAAGCUGGAAUAACUCGUAUGGAGGCAAAGAGGACAAUCAAAUAGCGAAAAAAGUGCGACGGACUGAAUUCGUGAUGGCAGUUCUGAAGUCAUGUUUCUGCUACAGUUUGCGCCAGGGGUCCUUCAUCAUUGGAAGCUAUGCACUGAUCGUCUACUGCGUCGCAUUUGCCGUUGAAUUAUGGUGGAUUGUCGAGUCCAUGUUGAUCCUGCCAGCCCCCGCUUACACGUUGUGCUCCCUCUACUUCUUCAACUUUAUCAUGGCAGCCGUCCUCCUGUUCGGACUCUUAGUUAGACAACGCAAAUAUUUGAUGAGCUGGACUCUGAUGACGGUGCUGUCCUUCUUCCCAGAAGCAGGGAUGGUCCUCUUUAUGUCCUUGUACUACUGGCCUGGACAUAAGUACGAGUACGGAGUCAUCGAACUUGUGUAUUGGUCUAUUCGUGCCAUGUUCAACAUUUUUGGAGCCGUUUGUGUCUGCUCUUUAUACUUGACGUGGCGUGACGAAGAGCUGAUUUUGGGACGGUUGCACGAUCUCACCCUGGCAAACGUCGAGGUAGAGUCACAAUCUGUCGGCAGCAUUUUUCUCUCUGGGGGAGGAGGAGGUGGUGGCAACCUCUCCGUCUUGGGACGCCAGCAACCUUAUCUUGGCGGCGGUGCAGGCGGCGGCACACUUAUCCGUGGUGGUGGUCACUUGAUAGGAGACAAUCUGACCCUGGCCGCCCUGAAGGGGAAUGGGUUCGGGGGGACUUUAAAAUCCAAGAGUAUGCGAACAACUACAACAUUUCGCGACCAAGUAGAUGUACAGCUUGACGUUUCUCUCGACGUUGACGUCGGUGUAGAGAACUAUAUUAAUUGCGGUGGUAGUGGUGGUAAUAAUGUUAGUGCUAGCGAAAAAAUGCGGGACGACGGAGUUGUUGUUUCGGAUAUCCAUGUCGACCUGGGUUUGAAUAAGUGCUUAGAAAUUGACGUCGUUGGCCUUUACACUUGUCGCAGCAAGAACGGGGUGCUACAACUUGAACAUCACGACCAACGAAGCCCUAGUUUGGUGGGAGGAGGCAGAGAGCCAACCGAUGUCAGCACUCGUGGACGAUUCUGGACCAUCGUGGCGCAAUGGUGUCGUCGCAUUCGCUUGCUUUGUGGUGUUGGGGGAAGUCAACAAUUGGACCAAAAGAACUCGCUUUCUCUGGUUUCAGACUUUGGAGGUUAUGGUUGUGGUCGUAGUGGGGAAACUGACUUGAUUGUGAUAAGAAAUGGUUUCAUAUCCACAUCCCGGACUCAUUUGAAUACAAUCUCUCCACAAACUAAUAAUUCCAAUACUGCACUUCGGGCAUCCCUCCUGAGGAUGAAGUCAGAGUUCAAUCCUGCCUCUCUCUUCGACCCCGCCUCCCGAAAACAGCGCAUCUCUGAAUUGGGUAUCGCUGGUAUCGGUUUGGAACCACCAGGACAAAUUCCCCUACAUUCCAAUGGACCUAGAUCUCGCUCCUUGUGGAACGUUUCCAACGAAGAUUACUGGUCUCGCCCACCCCCUUCCCGUCCCGUGUCGAUGGGUUAUGUCAACUAUGCCCACCAACUUGACCAGUUGAAUAACUACAACAAUUACCACCACCAUCAUCACGCCAGCGACUUGGACCCCCUCCAGUACCACAUCCACUACUCCCCCAAUAAGAGUAGUAACCUUGCCAAUAUGCGAAGUCAGAGUCACACCCAUCUAGCCUCAGUCGGAACUGGUGGUACUCUCCGUGCCAAUCUAAACCCCCUCGGGCAAGUCAAUAAGAACAAUAAAAAUUACGGGGGAUCAAAUCUAUUCUUGACUCGAUCCGGUGGAGGUGGUAGUGGAUGGGAAGAGUUGCGAUCUUUCCAACAAGGUCGCCGUGCCCAGAGUAUGAAUGCUCUGAAUGUGAACCUAAUCAGUAGUUUGGACAUGAAUACUGCCUCGCCAAAUACGAACGCGACUCUCUUCCAGCAACGAUACUACGGACAAAACAUUAUGACUGGAGGGAACGGAGGGUUUAUGCAUAGUCACCAUCACCCCCAUCACUCCACGUUGCAAAGGAGAGAGUGGAGCAAAAGUUCCGUGGACGAUGACGAUGACGACGAGCGAGAUGAUGGUGAUGUUCGAAGUUACCAAGAUAUUCCACUCUGAUAAGACUAAACCAUUCAAUCCAUAAAUUGUCGGCUUUAUUUUUUUCAAACAAGUAACAUUAAAUAAACUUAUCGUUUUAAAAGUUCCAA